CAUCAUCAUUUUCACCAACCACUUUCCCCACUAAUCGGCUGUAUGAAGAGAUUGGGAGCUGGUUUCACUUUCAUCAUUUUCUGCUCCUCUGAUUUUGUCUUUGAACACAAAUGUUUCGCAUUUGAUUGCAAUUCGGCCAACUUAUCGACCCUGUCGAACAAAGUUGAAAGAGAGUUUUCAAACUUUUCAUAUUUCCAUCCAGCUAAAUGUCAAAGGUGGUAAUGAAGCCUAAACCUCGUCCACAUCUUCCUUCCGACCCUUGCAUAACUUUGGCAUCCAAACCCACGGUGAGUUCUGCUUUGAGAUUUGGAAAGACAACGCUUCCCGUGAAUCACUUGGAUUUAGUGCUUUCUUCCAAAUAUGACCACCACACGUGUUGGCUGGUUGACAGGCCAGACAUGAUUAGACAACCGGCAGACGAGGUCAGAUCAAGACCUUGGUGCAAAUGGAGGAAGCUGGGAGAGGACAAGGAGGAAGAACAGCCCACCGUCAUCCUCAUUCCACCCAUCAUUUACCAAGAAAGAUUUCGAAAUAAUAUCAACCAUGCCGCAGUCAGCUUGACCUCGCAUCACUUGCCGUCCACGCAGAGAGGAUAUGGGCGGAGGGGAAAUUGAUGAUGAUGUUGAGAUUGACACAUGUAUCGCUCUCGUAGAAAGUAUAUGUACAGUUUAGAAAAAUAUUGCACCCUACAUUUUGUGUACUUUUGUAUUCUAUUCCUGAUGACACUUCUUAAUAAUGCCCAAGGCAUAAUAUUUAUCGUGUGUGUAUAGUUCAUGUAAUAAAUUUUAUUCGUUUGUAUUAUUUCUUGCAAGGUAUGCAAUACAUAAAGAACAAAGAAUGGUUUACAAUUCAAGAAAAGACUAAAGAUUUAAAUAUUAUUUUAUGGGUUGGAUACUAUAGCUAGGCAAAAAAAACUCACUACAAUUAAUAUUACAUUGUAGUAUUUGUAA
Messenger RNA from Folsomia candida, 950 nucleotides. RefSeq lists its product as uncharacterized. NCBI's taxonomy places the organism in Eukaryota, Metazoa, Arthropoda, Collembola, Entomobryomorpha, Isotomidae. The transcript has 2 exons. The record is from RefSeq and is a predicted model, not a curated record. Bases 207 to 614 code for a protein of 135 amino acids.